This is a messenger RNA of Staurois parvus, 531 nucleotides long. The record is from the annotation of a GenBank genome assembly. NCBI's taxonomy places the organism in Eukaryota, Metazoa, Chordata, Amphibia, Anura, Ranidae.
GCGGGCAUCGAGUCAACUGGCGGGACAGCGGGCACCGAGUCGUCUGGCAAGACUGCGGGCACCAAGUCGUCUGGCAUUGGAUCGUCUGGCUCGACAGCGGGCAUCGGGUCACCAGGUAUGACAGCGGGCACUGGGUCACCAGGCAUCAGGUCAUUUGGCUCGCCAGCGGGCACCGCGUCAUCUGGCAAGGCAGUGGGCACCGAGUCACCAGGUAGGACAGCGGGCUCUGAGUCAAUUGGCACGACAGCGGGCACCGGAUCAGGUACCGGAUCAUCUGGAUCAACAGCAGGCAUCGAGUCAACUGGCCUAAUAGGAUCAUCAGGCUGGAUCAGUUCAUUAUGCUGGGUAGAGGCAUCCGCUGAAUAGAGGCAUCCGGCUGAGUAGAGGCUUCAAGCUGAGUAGAGGCUUCAGGCUGAGUAGAGGCUUCAGGCUGAGUACAGGCAUCAGGCUGAGUAGAGGUUAAAGGCAGGAUAGGUGCAGCGAGUGGGAACAGGGUACUGACAUGCGGUAGAUAGCAGGGCAGGAGGAGCU